Molecule: messenger RNA, 1830 nt
Organism: Pelmatolapia mariae (spotted tilapia)
Lineage: Eukaryota; Metazoa; Chordata; Actinopteri; Cichliformes; Cichlidae
Product: verrucotoxin subunit beta-like
Exons: 3
Coding region: 1-1830 (609 amino acids)
Molecular function (GO): protein binding
Source: RefSeq, a predicted model, not a curated record
AUGACUUGCAAAUUGUUAAUAGUGGCGGCACUUGGUCGGCCUUUCAGCCUUGGGAUGUUGUACGACUGUCGCAGUGACUCUCUUGUCCCUGGAAUGACACUGUGGGACUGUAAUGACCUGGAAAAAGAUAGACGAGAACAAGAACAACCUAACACUGAAUCUGAAAUUGUUGCAUCUGAAUCAAUUGAGGACAAAUCUUCAGCAUUAAAUGUUGAGGCAUCCCUGAAGGCAAGUUUCUUGGGUGGACUGGUUGAGGUUGGAGGAUCAGCCAAAUACCUCAAUGAUCACAAGACAUCCAAAAAUCAGGCCAGAGUGACACUGAACUACAAAACUACAACAAAGUUCCAGGAACUGUCAAUGAAUCAUCUUGGAAGAGGCAACGUAAAACAUCCCUAUGUUUUUGAGCAAGGAAUAGCAACACAUGUAGUCACAGGUAUCCUUUAUGGGGCACAAGCUUUCUUUGUGUUUGACCGUGAGGUUUCUAAAGAGGAAACUCAUCAAGACAUCCAGGGCAGCUUGAAGGUGAUGAUCAAAAAGAUUCCCUUGCUUUCCAUAGAGGGUGAAGGUUCCCUGAAAAUGGAAGAUAAGGACAAAAAAAAUGUUGAGAAAUUCUCCUGCAGAUUCUAUGGAGACUUUCGCCUUCAGAAACCUCCAACAACAUUUCAGGAAGCUGUAGAAGUCUACAAAAGCCUUCCAACAUUACUAGGAACCAAUGGCGAAAAGGCCGUACCAAUGAAGGUCUGGCUGUUACCUUUGACCAGUUUAGAUUCUUCUGCUGCUAAACUCGUCCGUCAGAUAAGUAUAAGAUUAGUCCAGGAAUCACAGAGCGUCCUGGAGGACUUCAGUGAACUGGAAAUGAGGUGUAACGAUGCACUGAGAUCUUCCACUGUGCAACAGUUCCCACAGAUUAGCAAAAAACUGAAAAGUUUUAAAGAAAUGUGUUCAGAGUUCAAGCUGGAAUUUCAGCGGAUGUUAGCGAAGAGACUACCAUCAAUCAGAGGAGGAGGAGAAGAGGAGGCUGAACUCGCUGAGAUCCUGAAGAAGAGACAUUCUUCACCUUUCAACAGCAAAAACCUGACUGAGUGGAUGGACUGUAAAGAGAGAGAAAUCAGUAUCUUAAAGUCUUUCACCAACAUGAUGAAAAACACCAAGACUGUCCCAUCUCAGAAUCGUCUACAUGAGGAACUUCUCAAUGCAGAGCAUGGCCUGUGUUUUGUUUUCACCUCACUGGGGAAGGAUGAACCAUAUCUCUCAGCUUUAUCAAACUACCUGAAAGAAACAACCAAAACAGACGUUCACGUUUAUCAUACUUACAAUGUAGAGAAGGAACAAUGGUACCUUUCAAAAGAAGUAGCCAAUGAUAUGAGGAAGAAAGCAAAACUCUUCAGUGAUUUUGCAGAGGCCAACAAGGAGAACAAGAACAUGAAGUUCCUGACAGUGGGUUUAACUCAUGAGACACAGAAAGGUUCCAGCAUCUACCUUUAUGAAGGUGGAUUUCCUGUCAGUGAGAACUUUGAGCCUCCUUCAAAGCCUGAAACUGUGACAGCAGCUGACAGAAACCACAACAGUGUGACACUGAAGAUUUCUCCACCCAGAUUUGGAGCAGUGAACAUCACCUCCUACUCUGUUGAGUACUGUGUCAGUGGAGAGGAUGGAUGGCAGCAAAAGACAGAAGCAAAGGCUGAAGAAGUCACAGUGAGAGAUCUGAAGCCAAACACAGAGUAUGUGUUCAGAUGCAGAGCAGUGACCUCAGCAGGUGUCGGGCCGGAUAAUCAAGUUUCUAUUAAAACAACUUCAAGUUUGACACUGACAAAGGAGGUCCUCAGAUAA